AUGGCGGAGAAAACCGAGAGACCCGUUCAGGCAGCAGGAGAUGAGCCAUCGGCUGAACGGGGCGAUACGCAAUUGCUCGCAACCUUGGGCUACAAGCAGGAGCUGCGACGGCAUUAUUCCACAGUCCAGGUCUUCGCCAUUGCUUUUAGUAUUAUGGGCCUGCUGCCCUCGAUCGCUUCCACUCUUUCGUUCUCUAUUCCUGCAGGUCCAGCUGGCAUGGUUUGGGGUCAGGUUUUUCGCUGGCUAGCUGCGAGUGUGUUCAUUUUCAUUGUUGGGCUUGCUAUGGCCGACCUAGCAUCUGCAAUGCCAACCGCCGGCGGUCUCUACUUCUGGGCGCAGUAUUUCAGCGGCGAGAAAUGGAAGAAUCCACUGAGUUUUGUUGUAGGGUAUAGCAACACCAUCGGGCUUAUCGGGGGCGUUUGCUCUAUUGAUUAUGGUUUUGCCACUAUGUUGCUUGCAAUAAUCUCUGUUGCGCGUGGUGGUAGCUGGACUGCUUCUCGGCCUGUCCUCUACGGGACCUAUGCAGGUUGUGUAGUUGUUCAUGGCCUGAUCGCCACGUUCUUCGCAAGAGUCAUGCCAAAGAUCCAGUCCCUGUGCAUCCUAACCAAUGUCGGUCUUGUCAUGGCAACUGUCCUUGCACUACCUAUCGGCAAGGUAGUCAACGGUGGGACGAUAAACUCGGGUUCAUACGUCUUCGGGCAAUUGGAAGACCAUACAACUUGGCCAAGCGGGUGGGCGUUUAUGCUCGCUUGGCUCUCGCCUAUAUGGACUAUUGGGGCGUUUGAAUCUUGUGUCCAUAUGAGUGAGGAGGCUACUAAUGCUGCGCGGGCGGUUCCAUUGGGUGUCCUGUGGUCGAGCGGGUUGUGUGGCAUUUUGGGUUUCCUUUCUCUCGCCAUCAUAGCGGCUGUUAUCAAUAAGGAUUUAGAGGCAGUCAUGAACACGAAAUUCGGUCAACCGAUGGCUCAAAUCUACUAUGACUGCCUCGGCAAACCCGGUGCCCUAGGUUUCAUGGCCGCAUUAGCGGCUGUCCAAUUCUUCAUGGGCCUGAGCCUGGUUCUCAGCGCUUCCCGCCAAAGUUGGGCCUUCUCCAGAGACGGAGCUCUCCCAUUUUUCUCCUUCUUCCGCCACGUCAGUAAACGAGUGCCCUACCAACCAGUACGCAUGAUCUGGGGUGUCGUCACCACCGCAGCCGUAAUUGGCCUCCUCUCUAUCAUCAAUACGGCAGCCGCGAACGCACUCUUCUCCCUUACAGUAGCAGGUAACGAUCUAGCCUGGAUAAUACCCAUUUUCUGCCGUUUAGUCUGGGGCCGGGACCGCUUCGUGCCUGGUGUGAUCUAUACAGGGAGGUUUAGCAAACCGAUUGCCGUAACGGCUGUGCUUUAUUUGGCAUUCGCUAUCGUUCUCAGCAUGUUUCCUACUUUAGGCCCGGAUCCCAGUCCUGAUGAUAUGAACUACACUGUUAUAAUCAGUGGCACGCUUUGGGGUGGCGCAUUGCUAUAUUAUCUUAUGUAUGCGGGCAAGGUAUACAAGGGGCCACUGACGACGGUGCAGUCUUCGUCAUCUACGCCGUCUGAAAUAAACCUCAUGGCUACGGGAGUGGAUUCGGAGAAGAUGGGAAUGUAG
This is a messenger RNA of Aspergillus puulaauensis, 1623 nucleotides long. RefSeq names its product putative GABA permease. The record is from RefSeq and is a predicted model, not a curated record. NCBI's taxonomy places the organism in Eukaryota, Fungi, Ascomycota, Eurotiomycetes, Eurotiales, Aspergillaceae. Gene Ontology annotation, cellular component: membrane. Gene Ontology annotation, biological process: transmembrane transport. The transcript has 9 exons. The coding region runs from base 1 to 1623 and encodes 540 amino acids. Gene Ontology annotation, molecular function: transmembrane transporter activity.